This is a messenger RNA of Olea europaea var. sylvestris, 3786 nucleotides long. Its product is annotated as protein EXPORTIN 1A-like. Gene Ontology annotation, biological process: ribosomal small subunit export from nucleus; protein export from nucleus; ribosomal large subunit export from nucleus. Bases 232 to 3786 code for a protein of 1184 amino acids. The record is from RefSeq and is a predicted model, not a curated record. Gene Ontology annotation, molecular function: nuclear export signal receptor activity; small GTPase binding. Gene Ontology annotation, cellular component: cytoplasm; nucleus. The transcript has 37 exons. NCBI's taxonomy places the organism in Eukaryota, Viridiplantae, Streptophyta, Magnoliopsida, Lamiales, Oleaceae.
UCCACUCUCUCUCUCUCUCUCUAAAAUGGGAGGGAAGUAUUAAUCAUUUUCAAAGCGCCCCCGCUCUCUUUAUGUAGAUAUAUUUCUCCCUCUAAACCUCUAUGCGUCAUUUUGAAGCUGUUCUUUUGAUUUCAAAUUUUAACCCUCUUUGCACAAGUUACGUACACCUCUUUCGGUCCGUACAGGAGUUUCUAGGGUUUAACCGCAAGAGACAAAAGUGGUAAUCUUUCAAUGGCGGCGGAGAAGCUUCGCGAUUUGAGUCAACCCAUUGAUGUUGCUUUACUUGAUGCCACUGUUGCCGCUUUCUAUGGCACCGGGUCUAAAGAAGAGAGGACUACUGCUGACCAUAUCUUGCGAGAUUUGCAAAGUAAUCCCGAUAUGUGGCUUCAAGUUGUUCACAUUCUAUCUAACACGCAGAACUUGAAUACCAAAUUUUUCGCUUUGCAGGUUCUAGAAGGUGUUAUCAAAUACAGAUGGAAUGCUUUGCCUAUUGAACAACGGGAUGGCAUGAAGAACUAUAUUUCUGAAGUUAUAGUUAAGCUUUCAAGUGACGAGAUCUCUUUUCGGCGGGAGAGGCUGUAUGUCAACAAGCUCAAUACUUCAUUGGUCCAGAUUCUGAAGCAUGAGUGGCCAGCGAGGUGGCAAAGUUUUGUUCCAGACUUAGUUGCAGCUGCAAAAACAAGUGAAACUAUUUGUGAGAAUUGCAUGGCUAUACUGAAACUUCUAAGCGAAGAGGUCUUCGACUUUUCAAGAGGUGAAAUGACUCGACAGAAGAUUAAAGAGUUGAAACAAUCACUAAACAGUGAAUUCAAGCUUAUUCAUGAGUUAUGCUUAUACGUUCUAUCAGCAUCUCAAAGAGCAGAGCUUAUCAGGGCUACCCUGGCGACAUUGCAUGCAUUCCUUUCAUGGAUUCCUCUGGGCUAUAUAUUUGAAUCACCUCUGCUUGAAACACUCCUUAAAUUUUUCCCUGUCCCGGCUUAUCGGAAUCUCACCCUUCAGUGCCUGACCGAGGUUGCUGCUCUCAAUUUUGGUGAUUUCUAUAACAUGCAGUAUGCUAAUAUUUAUAGCAUAUUCAUGGUGCAAUUGCAGAACAUCCUCCCACCCAGCACUAAUAUUCCAGUGGCUUACUUGAAUGGCAGCACUGAGGAGCAGGCAUUUAUUCAAAACUUGGCUUUGUUUUUCACAUCAUUUUACAAGUCUCAUAUUAGAGUGCUGGAAUCCACGCCAGAGAACAUAAAUGCGCUAUUAAUGGGUCUUGAGUAUCUCAUUAAUAUCUCAUAUGUGGAUGACACUGAGGUUUUUAAGGUUUGCUUGGACUAUUGGAAUUCACUGGUUUUAGAGCUGUUUGAAGCUCAUCAUAAUCAGGAAAAUCUUGCAGCAGCCGCAAACAUGAUGGGAUUGAAGAUGUUUCCGGCUAUGGUUGAUUCACAAAUCAUGCAGAGGCGACAACUUUAUGCUGUUCCAAUGUCGAAGUUGAGAUUGCUUACAAUAUGUCGCAUGGCGAAGCCAGAAGAAGUUCUGAUUGUUGAAGAUGAAAAUGGAAAUAUAGUUCGUGAAACUAUGAAAGACAAUGAUGUCCUCCUGCAAUACAAGAUAAUGAAGGAAACACUGAUCUACUUGGCACAUCUUGAUCAUGUGGAUACUGAAAAGCAGAUGUUAGAGAAAUUAAGCAAACAACUAAAUGGAGAGGAUUACACCUGGAACAACCUCAACACCUUGUGUUGGGCUAUUGGGUCUAUAUCUGGGUCAAUGGUUGAGGAGCAGGAAAACAGAUUUCUUGUGAUGGUGAUUCGUGAUUUGUUGAACCUUUGUGAAAUCACCAAAGGGAAAGAUAACAAAGCCGUCAUUGCUAGUAAUAUAAUGUAUGUGGUUGGGCAGUACCCGAGAUUUCUGAGGGCCCACUGGAAGUUCUUGAAAACAGUUGUGAAUAAGUUGUUUGAGUUCAUGCAUGAAACACAUCCAGGAGUUCAGGACAUGGCCUGUGACACAUUCUUGAAAAUUGUUCAAAAGUGCAAGCGUAAAUUUGUUAUCACACAGGUGGGGGAAAAUGAACCUUUUGUAUCGGAACUCUUAACAAGCCUUGCAGCAACUAUUGCAGAUCUCGAGCCUCAUCAGAUUCAUUCUUUCUAUGAAUCUGUUGGCCAAAUGAUUCAAGCAGAAUCUGAUCCACAGAAGAGGGAGGAAUAUUUGCAAAGAUUGAUGCAGCUUCCUAAUCAGAAAUGGACUGAAAUUAUAGGACAGGCACGCCAGAGUGUGGAUUUCUUGAAAGAUCCGGAUGUUAUAAGGGCAGUGCUUAAUAUAUUGCAGACAAAUACAAGUGCUGCCACUUCUCUUGGAACAUAUUUCUUGUCACAGAUUACCCUUAUUUUCUUGGACAUGCUCAACGUGUACAGAAUGUACAGCGAGCUUAUAUCUACUAGCAUUGCUCAAGGAGGGCCGUAUGCCUCCAGAACAUCUGUUGUAAAACUUCUACGCUCAGUCAAGAGGGAAACACUGAAGCUUAUAGAGACGUUUCUAGACAAAGCUGAAGAUCAACCACAAAUUGGAAAGCAAUUUGUGCCUCCAAUGAUGGACCCAGUACUUGGUGAUUAUGCCCGAAACUUGCCUGAUGCAAGAGAGUCAGAAGUUCUUUCUCUUUUUGCUACAAUCAUAAACAAAUACAAGGGGACAAUGAUUGAGGAUGUUCCUCGCAUAUUUGAAGCUGUUUUCCAAUGUACUCUUGAGAUGAUUACAAAGAACUUUGAAGAUUAUCCUGAGCAUCGGCUCAAGUUCUUUUCAUUACUUCAUGCUAUCGCUACUUACUGUUUUCCUGCUUUGGUUCAAUUGUCCAGUGAGCAAUUAAAGCUUGUGAUGGAUUCCAUCGUUUGGGCUUUCCGGCACACUGAGCGAAAUGUUGCUGAAACUGGACUAAACCUUCUACUGGAGAUGCUGAUAAACUUUCAGGCUUCUGAGUUCUGUAAUCAAUUCCACCAGAGUUAUUUCUUGACCAUUGAACAAGAAAUUUUUGCUGUUUUGACGGACACCUUUCACAAGCCUGGGUUUAAAUUGCAUGUACUGGUGCUGCAGCACUUAUUUUGCCUGGUGGAAUCUGGUGCGUUGAGUGAGCCUCUAUGUGACGUCUCAACAGUUCCGUAUCGUCCGAAUAAUGGUUUUUUUGUCCGUGAAUACACUAUUAAACUUUUGAGUACUUCCUUCCCCAAUAUGAAGAUAAGUGAGGUGACCCAAUUUGUUUAUAGAAGCCUUGAAGAGUUGUGCCUGUUGUUCCCGUUGGAUGGUACAAGUACAAUGCAAUCCUAUACCAAAUACACAGUUAGUGUUUUACAUGAAAGGUAUCUGGACAACAAAGAUCUCUAUGCGGAGGAGGCUGCUGCUCAGCAAGAAAGGGAGCGGCAACGGAUGCUUUCCAUUCCUGGCCUAAUCGCACCCAAUGAGAUACAAGAUGAGAUGCUGGACUCAUUGUUUGUCUUAUUUAAAAAUGUAAGCAUGGAGGCGCCCAGGCACCACGGAUUCGCCGCUCAAGGAAACCACCUUGUAUUGAUGAGAAAGUGUCGUCUCAUUAAUGUGGUAUUUGUUCCAUUUGGUGCCAUCCGCAAUAGCGUUUUAUUUUGGCUCAGCGAGCAUUGCAAUUUCGGAUUUUGCUAUAACAACAGGGGAGCUGAUAGCCCCUUGGACCGAAUCCCACCCAUGGGGGUGUUACGCGCGAAAAAAUGGGACCCCCACCUAUGGGUGGGGUUUGGUCAGCUCUUGUUAUGGCAAAAUCCUAUGAAUAAAGGUUUCUGUGUUUAA